AUGCCUCUGACUGGUGUCAAAAAUGUUGUGCUGGUUCUCUCCGGCAAAGGAGGCGUCGGCAAAUCUUCUGUCACCCUCCAACUGGCCCUCGCCCUAUCGCUCCAGGGAAAAUCGGUCGGAAUCCUUGAUAUCGACCUAACAGGACCCUCAAUGCCACGCCUUGUAGGCCUGGAAGAUGCCAAAAUCACACAAGCACCAGGCGGCUGGCUCCCAGUCCCAGUCCAUGCGGCCGAAACAUCAGGCGAUGCCUCGGAGCCAACACAGACCCAGCGCGGAUCUCUCCGAUGCAUGUCCCUCGGCUUCCUACUUCGCGACCGCGGUGAUGCCGUCAUUUGGCGCGGACCUAAGAAGACAGCUAUGAUCCGCCAGUUCUUGUCGGAUGUCUUUUGGGGACCGACUGACUACCUUCUCAUCGAUACACCACCCGGAACGAGUGACGAACACAUUGCGCUCGCUGAGCAGUUGCUCUCCCUCUCUACAACGGACGCGGCAGCUGCUGCGCAGACUGGAUUGCCUUGGUUAUCUGGCGCGGUGCUUGUUACGACGCCACAGGCUGUUGCGACUUCUGACGUUCGCAAAGAGGCUAAUUUCUGUGUUAAGACUAAUAUUCCUGUUCUUGGGGUUAUUGAAAACAUGUCCGGAUAUGCUUGCCCGUGUUGUGGAGAGGUGAGCAAUCCGUUCUCCAGUGGUGGUGGACAGGUGAUGGCUCAGGAACUCAAGAUUCCGUUCAUGGGUAGUGUGCCCAUUGACGUGAAAUUUGGAGAGUUGGUCGAAGGAAAGAUGGAACCUGGGGAUAGUGAUGAAGAGGAGGAAAGUGACGGACAAAAUGCUCAACCAGAAGAAACUGCUGAGCCCGAUGACCGGCCUCUCGUUGAACGAUACCGGGACUGCUGGUCUUAUGCCCGAUUUGAAGGCUUUGCACAGACUAUUAUAGGUGGCAUUGAGGGAACAGCUGCGACGGCUUAA
This is a messenger RNA of Penicillium nucicola, 966 nucleotides long. RefSeq names its product Mrp/NBP35 family ATP-binding protein. The record is from RefSeq and is a predicted model, not a curated record. The transcript is spliced from 2 exons. Bases 1 to 966 code for a protein of 321 amino acids. NCBI's taxonomy places the organism in Eukaryota, Fungi, Ascomycota, Eurotiomycetes, Eurotiales, Aspergillaceae. Gene Ontology annotation, biological process: iron-sulfur cluster assembly. Gene Ontology annotation, cellular component: cytosol. Gene Ontology annotation, molecular function: ATP-dependent FeS chaperone activity; 4 iron, 4 sulfur cluster binding; ATP binding.